Triticum aestivum (bread wheat) is the source of this 2182-nucleotide messenger RNA. RefSeq lists its product as uncharacterized. NCBI's taxonomy places the organism in Eukaryota, Viridiplantae, Streptophyta, Magnoliopsida, Poales, Poaceae. The coding region runs from base 1 to 927 and encodes 308 amino acids. The transcript has a single exon. The record is from RefSeq and is a predicted model, not a curated record.
AUGUAUCGGCAUGGUUCUGUCUGCCGUGGUCAUGCUCAGUGCCGGGCGCUGCACAUCGCCGCUAGCGUCCUGGCUAGAACGGCCUGUGUCGUGCAGCUGCAUCCUGUCGCUGCAGUUGGCGUUCUAGCUAGUGCCGUGAGCUGCGUUGUUGGGCGUCUCAAAGGCGUUCAAUCAGGUGAGCCAGAUGGAGUUCUGCUACAAAUUGUUCCCAUAGAACAUGCCCACCGUUGCCGGCUCGCUACUGUUCUGCGGCCUGGCUCUAUCAAACUACCUCAGCCCGGGCUCACUGCUCCUGUGUGUGUUGUGCACUACACGGCUGGCGGCAUCGAGGAGGAGGGGUGGCUCGCCGAGGACCUGAACAAGAUUUCACCCAAAACACAGUUUUGUAAAAGACCCUACUCAAAUUCUCCUAAUCGGGCCGGCUCCGCUCGACCCCCGCGUCGCUCCGCUUGGGCGACUCGGGGGGAAACUUCGCUCGUCGCCGGCGGCCACCUCUCGUGCGCCCCUCUCCGCCGCUACCGCUGGCCUCACCGCGGUGGCGGCAGCCCCCUGCCUCCGAAGGUGGCUCGGGGAGAUCCCGCGGCGGACGCGUGGUGCCGGGUGGUCGGGGUCGUCCCGGUGGCGACUUCUCCCGUGCUCGAAGGCGAGGGGCGCGGUGCGCGCUGGGGCAGGGUGGCGGUGUGGUGCCGCGAGGCUUGCUCGCCGGCGCCAGGGCGUGGCGCGCGCGGGCGUUCCCUCUCUGCGGCGGAUCUGGCUGGCGCGCUGGAUCCUGGCCUGCGGCCGGCUGUGGGCGUCAGGGCCGCGUUCCCUGGCGUCGCGCGUGGUGGUCGCGCCGUCUGCGGCUGCUCGGGUGGUGUGGCGGCGGGGCCAGGCCGGUGGUCCAGCCACUUCUCUCUUUCCUGCCAUAUCCAAGUCAGGGGCGGCUAGGUGUGUCCUCUGCUCCCAUCCUCCCGCGGAUCUCGCACUCCCUGACGCGCCUUGCUCGGUUCCACCCCUGUUGGCUGCUUCGGCGGUCUGGUUUUAGUCCGGCAGGCGCUCGGCCGCCGUAGCAGGAGGUUUUCCCCUCCUUGCUGUGGUGGCUCCGGUCUCAGCAGCGACGUGGCUCAGCAAAAGGGUGACGAGGGUGAUGAUACGGGCGAAAGCCCUAUGUCGGCUUCGGUCGGCAUCGGCGGUAGCGGCGCUCUGCAGCGUCGGAUCCCUCCCUGGAGGUACCGUUGUGUGAUGCAUUGGUUCCUUCGCCUACUCUGUUCGUUCUCCGGGUGAAAGCCUUAGAUCCAGCUCCUGGAUCGGACGGCAGCGGCGUCCACCACGUCGUUACCACCUUGGUGGUGCCUGUCUUCGGAGACGUUGCUCCAUGUUGCUUACCUGAGGUUUGGGUGGUGUUUGGCUGGCUUGCGGUCUGUGGUGGUGCUGCAUCUGGUGGUGUGGUUGUGCGGCCGACUGGGGUCGAUGGUGGUGUGUGUUGUGGUGGUGGUGGCGCGGCCGGCCUACGCUGGUGUGCACGGUGAAGUGAUCCAGGUGUAGACUCGGCUACUUGAUGCCCUUCGGCUUCGCCGACGGUGCCGUUGUUGUGAUGUAGACUCGGCUGCGUGUGACUCUUCGUCCGGGUGUGGACUCGGUCGCUCGUUGCCCUUCGGCUGCACCAAUAGCCUUGAGGAUUCAUGGAUGGUCUCGGUUGAUUGGAGCUCUUCGUCUACGGUGGUGGUGUUCUCGUGCGGCUCAGGUUGGUGAUGAUUGCUCAAGACUAUCUCAUGGUUACCGUUGUGUUGCGGCGAGCUUCGUGCUCUUGGUGUUGUCUCGACUCAUCUUUGCUCAAGGAUGGCGCAAGAUGCCUCUCAAACUUGCUAAUCGUUCCGUUCUUCUAUGGCGGAGCCCCAGUCAAGGUUCGUGUCUGGGAUGACACUCGUUGAUUAUGGUUGCUCCUGAGUUGUGCCAUGGGGGCCGGUAUGCCCGCCGAUGCGUUCAGCUGUUUGCAAAGUCCUGGUAUUGUGAUCUCUCGACGACACCCCACAUCUACUUGUGUCUCUCGUGGUGAUGUCUUAUGUCUGCCAGCUAGGUCAUGCCUUGUUCGGUUUUUCGGCCCGGUUUCCCUUAUAAACGGGGUCAAUUUGUUAAGGUUUUCGAUCCGGUUUUCCUUACAAACUGGAUCACUACUCAGGCUUUUUGGCCACUUUGAGCAAUA